Molecule: messenger RNA, 1098 nt
Organism: Coccidioides posadasii C735 delta SOWgp
Lineage: Eukaryota; Fungi; Ascomycota; Eurotiomycetes; Onygenales; Onygenaceae
Gene: TAF13
Product: Transcription initiation factor TFIID subunit 13
Biological process (GO): RNA polymerase II preinitiation complex assembly; transcription by RNA polymerase II
Cellular component (GO): transcription factor TFIID complex
Molecular function (GO): protein heterodimerization activity
Source: RefSeq, a predicted model, not a curated record
AUGGAAAGUAACGAUGCUGCCCAUCACAAACACUCUGAGCAUUCUGCUCCUCCUCCUCCUCCAGCAGGAAACUGGAUUCCGUUUCCCAAAACUUCCAAGCCUCUCACCUUCAAACACGGCGACCAUUCGUACGCGAUCCUUCCUGCUCCCGGACUCUACGAGCACUAUACCCUCGCAUUUGUAAACAGCGAAGAGACCGCCGAACAAGACUUGGCUGCCGCAGCUGUCCAGGCCAGCGGGAUGUCGGAGCCACGCGUGCGCUUGACCCGGCACCAUGCUCAGCUAAACUUUGGCAACGAGCUUCGACAGCUCCUACGCGCUUUUGGCGAUAACGCCCCUCAUCCCGACUUUCCUCAGGAACCCAACCCGGAGACCGUUCGCGUUCUCGAUGAGAUCGUCACCGACUUUAUCAUCGAAACCUGCCACGCGGCAGCCCAAGUCGCAGCCCAUGCUGGCCGCCAGAAAGUCAAGGUCGACGAUUUCAUGUUCGUCAUUCGUCGCGAUGCUGCUAAGCUCGGCCGUGUCCAAGAACUCUUCCAGUUAGAAAAGGAAUUGAAAGAAGCCCGCAAGGCCUUUGAUCAGAACGACGAUCGAGUCGGCAAAGACGCGACCGCUGGAAAGGAAAUUGAGGGACUUGUUGGCUCUGAUGGCGAGGGAGCAGAAACCGUCGUGGAUGGUACUAAUGCUGCCGCCGGAAAGAAAAAGGGCAAGGGAAAGAAGCGUGCUGCCGGUAUGGAGACUGCUGCUUCAGAAAGUGGGGCAGGAAAGAAGCGCAAGGUUUCGACUGUUAAAGCAGAAUCAACCGCUUAAAUUUUCUACGACACAGCGAUAUCCACGAUGCAAUGAUGGCGUUUUUAAGGGACUUGGGAACCAGCGUUUAAUAGAUAAGGAACAUGCUCAACGGAUACGGGUCUCAGUCACAGGCGAGUCAGGCGUUACGAGAAAGAUCAAGCAUGCGAAUGACAUCUGGGUUACAUGGCUCGCGAUUUAGCACACUUUUCUGCAUUUGAUCAGGGACUGCAUGAGAAUGGCGUAACUGCUAGGUGUAUUUGGGCUUUUUUUCUGCGUGCGUCCCUCCGGGAGCAAUUCAAGUAGGGA